AGCUUUGAUUACUGAUUCUAUUUUUUUUUUUUUAGUUGUAGGGCUAUUCAAAUUUUCUAUGUCUUGAGCACCUACGUUGGCGGCCCGAGGCUCAGGAGUGUACAUCAGAGGAAGCCAAAAGCCAGCUGGAAUAGUUCCUGAAUGUGGUUUUAAUCUUGUUUGCAAUUACAUUGAAGGGGAGAAACCAUCUGGAUCAGAAUUAAGAUGCUCUGGUUUCAAGGAAAUAGCAUGCAACUUACCAAAUGCUCCUUUGGACUCUUCUUGAGAAAUUUCUCUGCCUCUAGGACAACUCUGCCUGUGCUGACUUUAUUCACAAAAGAUCCAUGCCCCCUUUGUGAGGAAGCCAAGGAAGUACUCAAACCUUAUAAAAACAGGUUUAUUUUACAGGAGGUGGACAUCACACUUCCAGAAAACUCUGCUUGGUAUGAAAGGUACAAGUUUGACAUUCCUGUCUUUCAUUUGAAUGGCCAGUUUCUGAUGAUACAUCAAGUAAACAUCUCAAAACUUGAAAAACAGCUCCUGAAACUUGAGCAGCAAAGUGCUGGAGGCUGACCAAUGCCCUCAUGAUUUUCAACCUCUC
Molecule: messenger RNA, 580 nt
Organism: Lemur catta (Ring-tailed lemur)
Lineage: Eukaryota; Metazoa; Chordata; Mammalia; Primates; Lemuridae
Product: glutaredoxin-like protein C5orf63 homolog
Exons: 1
Coding region: 205-552 (115 amino acids)
Source: RefSeq, a predicted model, not a curated record